AAACUAAAUUCGACCCUGUACAGUGGAAAUAGUGGUUACUGAGCUCAUUUUUUCAAAAAAAAACAUGAAAUGAAUUUAAUCAAACAUUUCAAAUUCUGAUUGAUCAUGGCAGGCAGUUUACAGCAAUUGAAUGAAUGGACAAAUGAUCAUUUGAAAGAGUUUUUCCACCGAAUUCUUGAUGUUUGUUGUGACAUGUAUACGGUUGAUCUACAACAAUCCAAGCAAUGUUACCUUGAUGACCAAUUCCACAGUCGAUUUCCUAUAGAAAAAAAUACUUUGGUAAUUCUCAGCGAACAUUUGAUACGAUUUUUUCUGACGAACGUUUGCCAAAAUAAUUUACUCAUUUUCACCAAGAAAGAAGAAUGCAACGAAAAUGUGAUAAAGAUUGCCAAUGAUUGUUUACGAAUUAGAAGAUUGCAACUAUUCAAAGCGAUCGCUUUCAGAGCGGCAAGCGCACGUCAUGGUUAUCUGGACAAUUACGAUUGGUCACUUAUGCACGUUAUCUGCAACGAGCGAAUGUUGAGCAUGCGAAAAUUUUUAGUCAAAUUGACUCUGGUCAUCGUUGGUUCCGAUCAACAACGUCGAACCAUCUCUAUUGAAAUGAACAAACUGGAAUUAAGUUCGUUCAUACGAACAUUACAACAGGCAGAAAAAGAUCUACGAGAUCAUUUGAUAAGUAAAGACGUGGCCAAUUCAAUAGUCGUCGCCUAAGUGAUGCAAGCACUUAUGCUGAAAUACACUUGACUUUUAAUUAUUUUAUUUUGUUGAUAAUCGAUGUAAUCGAUCCAAGCAAUAUCCUGAUUGAAUUUGAUAAUAAAUUU
This is a messenger RNA of Dermatophagoides pteronyssinus (European house dust mite), 821 nucleotides long. RefSeq lists its product as uncharacterized. The record is from RefSeq and is a predicted model, not a curated record. NCBI's taxonomy places the organism in Eukaryota, Metazoa, Arthropoda, Arachnida, Sarcoptiformes, Pyroglyphidae.